Molecule: messenger RNA, 3301 nt
Organism: Aethina tumida (small hive beetle)
Lineage: Eukaryota; Metazoa; Arthropoda; Insecta; Coleoptera; Nitidulidae
Product: A disintegrin and metalloproteinase with thrombospondin motifs 16
Exons: 16
Coding region: 497-2902 (801 amino acids)
Biological process (GO): proteolysis
Molecular function (GO): metalloendopeptidase activity
Source: RefSeq, a predicted model, not a curated record
CGGGCGGAUAACGCACGAGCAGGACCGCCACCGCGCCGAGAUCUCGACCUCUACUUCCUUUCACUUCACUUUCCCUCUCUGUAAUUCGCACACGGGCACACCGGACCGGCCGGAGAGACCCCCGGAGAACGCGGCACACAGUUGAGCUCGGCCUGCGUGCGCAACGUGCGACAUCCAAACCGCAGUUCCGAUCGCGACACCCAAUUGCCAAUCGGUCGCGGCACCACUUCGACUGAUUUUCGCGUUUUCGGAUCACCGUGCGGCGGACGCAUCAAUCCCAAAGGAAACCCGGGCCCGUUUUUGUGCACCAGUGAAAAUGACCAUUGACCAAUAAUAUAUAUUUUUGUAGUGCGAUCCAUUUAUUAUUAUUAUUUUUUUGAUUUUUUUUUCGUAAACGCGUCUAAAGUGCAGUGUUCUGUGAUAUUUUUAUAGAUUUUUUUCCUUCCUCGAUUUGGUAGAUUUAUCGAAACAACAGUGGUUUUAAUCGAAGCACAACAUGGGCAAAUAUUUAGCGAUCCUCGUCACGUCUUGGAUGUUCUGCAUCUGCGCUUGUUCCGAGAUUCACAAACACAUGACAAUAGAAGAAAUAAAAAGCACAUUCCAUGUGGAUCAUCACGAUUUAGUGCCUGAAUACGAAAUAGUACCAAUCCAGCAUGUACGAAAAAGAAGUCUGCCUUACAACGAAACUGAGAAUCUGAUCGACACCGAUGACGUGAUAAAGGACAAGAAACUGUUGAAGAAGCAACCCAACACCAAGACCCAUCUGAAAUUGGAAGCGUUCGGCAAACCGUUCAACUUAAGUUUGGUGCCCACCGAAGGCCUGUACAAGAAGGGCAAACUCAAGAUUUGGACCAUCGAACCCAACGCGACCGCUCAACAUGGCGUCGAAUACAUCGAGCUACCAGAGACAAACGAAGAAAUCGGAGAAAUAUACCAAGACGAAGAAAACCAAGCUGCGGUGCUGCUCCGAAACGAAGGCGACGACGUCAUUGUGGAAGGAAGCAUCGGUUCCCACCUAGUGAUCAGGCCAAUCCCUUCAAGGCUCCGACCCGUGGUUAAAAAAUCUGGCAAGGGCAAAGAUUCUAGUUACGAUGAUGAGAUGUUCUUGGACGCAGAUGGAGAACUUAGUUCGGAAGUCGCUAUCGAUACAGGCUUGCCUAUAAACAGAAAUAAACGCGUGCAUCACAUCGUUUACAAAAAGAAGCCUGUUGAAGACGACAGCAUGAGUGAUUAUGCGUUCAUGGAACCUGAUCACAUAUCCAAACGCUAUAAAAGAAAUGCCGAGAAUGCUGCGAAGAAGUCUAGAAGUAAAAGAGAAGCACCUUAUACAAUUUAUCCAGAAAUUUUAGUAAUUGUUGAUUAUGACGGGUAUAGAUUACACGGCGGGGAUAAUUUGCAAAUUAAAAGAUACUUUGUAUCAUUCUGGAACGGUGUCGAUCUUAGAUACAAAUUGCUCAAGGGUCCAAAAGUUAGAAUAUCCAUUGCAGGAAUAAUUAUUAGUAGGGGAAGAGAUGCUACACCAUAUUUAGAGAGAAAUAGAGUGGGAAGGGACGCGAUAGAUUCUGCAGCAGCAUUAACAGACAUGGGAAAAUAUUUAUUCAGAGAAAGAAGACUGCCCGUUUACGAUAUUGCCGUAGCUAUUACCAAACUAGACAUGUGCAGAAGAUCUUACCCCAAUGACGUAUGCAAUAGGGGCACUGCAGGAUUUGCGUAUGUUGGCGGUGCCUGUGUGGUCAACAAGAGAUUAGAAAAGGUAAACUCAGUCGCCAUCAUUGAAGACACUGGCGGUUUCAGCGGUAUCAUUGUAGCUGCUCACGAAGUUGGUCACUUAUUGGGUGCUGUUCAUGACGGAAGUCCUCCACCAUCUUACUUAGGCGGACCAGGAGCGGAAAAGUGCCAAUGGACCGACGGGUUUAUCAUGUCUGAUUUGAGGCACACCGAGAGGGGUUUCAGAUGGUCAUCUUGUAGUAUUGCCAGCUUCCAUCACUUCUUAAACGGGGAUACUGCCACGUGUCUAUUCAACUCUCCACACGAAGACGAAAGCUUGCCCAGAGUGUUGCCAGGAAAACUGCUCAGUUUAGAUGCUCAGUGCAGACGAGAUCGAGGAACGAGCGCUUGCUUCAAAGACGAUAGAGUUUGUGCCCAACUCUUCUGUUUCGACGCAGGUAGUGGCUACUGUGUAGCCUACAGACCUGCAGCUGAAGGAUCGCCUUGUGGAGAUGGACAAUAUUGUUUAAAUGGCAGAUGUGUAGCAGAACACGAGAAUAUUAUCCCAGAUUACACGCAGAAUACUCCUACAUACAUAAGAAAUGGAAACCAAGGACGGCCACUGUUCCACGAUGAAGACGAAGAAAUUACACCUGAAGCACCAAAAUAUUACAAUAAUUAUCAAGACUACAGCACACAAAGUCCCUACAACCCUUACAAUUACAAUCAAUACAAUCAAAACGAUAAUCCUUAUUACAGCCAAGACUAUUACUCCACCACUACCACUACAACAACCACCACUCAAAAUCCUUACUACACGACAAAGUCUUACACCUUCAAGCCGUUCAAUUACUUUUCAAUUUCAACCACCAAGUCCCCCUAUGACUUCCACAACUUUGGUAAAGAAUACACAACACAAAAACCGUACACAAACAACUAUUACACCACCCAAAAUCCUUAUUCGCCCACUCAAUCAACGUCCAAUCCUUAUGUAGGCAAUUACUUUAAUGUGCGAAGACAGACGACGAAAAGCCCUUACGAUUUUGCCGAUUUCGGCAAGCAAACCACCAAAAACCCCUAUAGUUUAAAUUACAACGAUAACAUAAACAAUAACUACCUCAAAAGAUCCUAUAAUGCAGCGAGCUAUUAUAGCGACAGUAGCAAUGUAAGAAAUGUUACCGUAGGAAGACUUUGAACAAAACCAAUAGGCUGAAUAAUCAUCACCGCACUUAGGAGUAGACUUGCUCUUCAUUUUAAUCAUUUUAAGGAGUUAGAGCCGUAUGCAUCAACGAAUGAUCGGUUGUGAUUUAGUUUGGGGGUGCCACUGGUGCCUUCGAUGAAAGACUACUUAAGUGAAUGGACAAUCGUAGUGAUAAUCGUGAAUCUGGACAGUAAUUUUUUUAGAUACACGCAGAUAUUAUGUAAUAUGUUUUGUGUUGUCAAAUUUAAAGCUGCCAUGACAAAUACACGCAUAACUUCAUCUUGCAUAAUAGCUAGGUUACUACAUCUGUACAUACGUAAGGUUAUUAAAAACUGCCAAGAAUGUAACAAUAUUUAGACAAAUAUAAAUGAAUUUAUUUUUAUAGAAAUGAUA